AUGGAGAGCUUCGUCACCACAGAGGACUACAGCCUGAUCACCGAAUACGACUAUUCGGACUCAAUUCCAUGCCAGCAGGUGGCUGAGAUGGCCUUCGGGGCCCAGCUGCUGCCGCCCUUGUACUCUCUGGUGUUCGUCAUUGGUGUGGUGGGCAACACCCUGGUGGUCCUGGUCCUCACAAAGCAAAAGCGGCUCCGAAACAUGACCAGCAUCUACCUGCUCAACCUGGCGGUGUCGGACCUGCUCUUCCUCUUCACGCUUCCCUUCUGGAUCCACUACAUCCUGAAGAACGCCUGGGUCUUUGGCCACGCCAUGUGUAAGCUCCUGUAUGGCCUCCACUAUGUGGGCCUGUACAGUGAGAUUUUCUUCAUCAUCCUGCUGACCAUCGACAGGUACCUGGCCAUCGUCCAUGCCACGUUCGCCCUUCGAGCCCGCACCAUUACUUUUGGCAUCAUCACCAGCGUCAUCACCUGGGUCCUGGCCAUCUUGGCUUCCAUCCCAAACUUGCACUUUUCCCAGACAAAGAAGGUGUUCACUGAGUAUGCCUGCAGCAUUUAUUUCCCCCAUGAAAGCCACCGGGCCUGGCGGUACUUUCAGGCUCUGCUGCUGAACCUGCUGGGAUUCAUGUUGCCUCUGCUGGUCAUGGUGUUCUGCUACACAGGCAUCAUCAGCAUCCUGUGUCGCCGGCCCAACGAGAAGAAGGUCAAAGCCGUCCGACUGAUCUUCGCCAUCAUGAUCAUCUUUUUUCUCUUCUGGACCCCAUACAACCUGGCUGUGUUUGUUUCUGCUUUCCAGGAGCACAUGUUCACCAACUUCUGCGAGCAGAGCAGGCAGCUGGCUGUGGCCCUGCAGGUAACACAGAUGAUUGCCUACACUCACUGCUGUGUCAACCCGGUCAUCUAUGUCUUUGUGGGUGAGAAGUUUCGGAAGUACCUGCGUCAACUCUUCCAGUGGCAUGGGGCCAUGUACCUGGAGAAGCCUCAGCCCUUCCUCAGCAGGGUCCGUCUGGAGAGGGCCAGCUCCACGUCUCUGUCCACCAGUGAGCACCAGCUUUCUGGCAUGCUCUGACUAAGAGACCGGUAGCCUCUGUGAUUCCUGGUGGGAGUGGCCUGCUGGGUGGGCCACCAGGCAGGGAGUGGCGGCUGUGAGGCUGUCCACACCAGAUUCCAACCCCCCCCCCACACACACCAUGGAAACAUAGCAUUUGGGACAGAUGGCACUUGAAGGUCUGGACUCAGUCACUUGGGGCUUCAAUCUUGCCAUGACUCUUCUUAGUGGAGAAGGACAAACGGGUGACACGGGACAUUCCAGAGUGUGAGCCUGUAAAUUCCAGGGAAUGGCUUGAGUCCAACAGGAUGCCCAGUCUUGGAACACUGGCAUUCGCAAAAAACCCCACUGCAACUGCCCUGAUCAGCUCAGAAACAGUGAUUUCCCUUAGCUGCCUCCCACACCCGUGCCAUCUUCUGGAAUUAUGGGAACACAGAACUCAGGGUGGCCCACUGGAUACUGACACAGGAAUGAGUUUGGGGAGGAGCUGUUGAUAGUGAAUAAAGGGGAAUAGGCAUCUGGGAAGAUGCCUGCCUGGCAGCUGGGCAGACAGCUGUCUGUCCUGAGCAGAGGAGGAGGGGCCCUGUAGCUCAUUCACCCAAGUUGUGCUUCCUUGCCCAGCUUCAGCUGAGGACCCUGCCCACCAUCCUUUGUCCCCCUCCUCCAGAUGGAUAGUCUAAGUGCCGGGGAGAUACUCCCAGGUUUCUCCUGACCAGUGAGCUCACAUCUUUGUUCAUCCUGUUUCCUAACAGACAGGAUUCCCUGUUUUACCACACCUGCUGUGUCCAGUAAGCCAGGAAAAGUCUCACCAAUGUGAACUAAUAGCAGAAGAAUUGCUUGCUAGACACCCCUGCAGAGUGGUGGAAGACUUAGGAUUCCUCUUUAGAAACAAUGCCACCUUCUCCAAAAGAUAAGCAAUGACCAACAGAGAAACCCUGAUGUACUCCUUGUUCAGGAUAAGUCUCCUGCUAGGAAGCCUGCUUGUGAUUUUCCACGGUUGCCUAAACUUUCAGCUCCCUGGCGAGUUGAGUCAUCUUCUUUGCUGAACCAAAUAAACAUCUAGAUUUGUUUCUUCUAUUUAGUGAUCAGCCCUGUCCCGAGCCAAGGCCCCAAGAACCAAAAACUAAUCUCAGGGAGAAACCUUUAUAUGCUCGUGUACAAACUAUGACUCCAACCCACCUUAUAAGACUUCAUAAGUUCAUUCUUCUGUUUCUGUUUUCGCUUGUGAGUGGAAACUCACCCGCCCAAUCUACUGUCCCAGUUUACCUAUCAUCUUCUCAACCAGUCCCACUCUCCAUCAGUAAAAAGUUACAGUGCUUCUCCCCUGCCGCCUCUCGCGGCACACUGCAUGGUUCCCAUGCUGGUGGUCCCAGAGAAAGCCAGCCGCCCCUGCACAAUCAGGUACCAUCCUUGCUUCAAUCUCUUUUCCUUCUUGUAUUUCUCUAUAUUUUGCCCCAAUCACUUAUAAAUUUUUUUUUCUGGAGGAUAAAAUCACCAUAUUAAGGACUUACUUACUGCAUAUAAUUUUCUGGUUUGUUUUAGAUGUUGUUCUAUAGCUACAAACCUAGUUCAUAGGGUUAAACUAAUAGUUACCAUAUUUUCACUUUUCUGGUGUGUUUGAUGCUAUUGUUUCUGCUGCUGGUACCACCUUAGCCAAGAUGACAUAGGUGUUCUAAUCAGUUGUUCUUCCCAGUGUGCCAAGACUGAGACUACCUCUGGGGCACGAGCAGCACUGCAGGCCAGUGCCAGAGAACCAUGGGCCAGGCCAAAUAGGCAGCUGUGGGAGGCUGCUAAGCUGCGUUCUCUGGAGAAAUGAAGCCCCUUGUCCCCAUCUUUCCCUUACCUUUACUUCAGCCCUGUUUGCUGAGAUAUGUAGAGCUAGCUAUGCUGAACCAGACUCUCCCCUAAUUGUCCACAAGAAUGUGACUGAGUCUGACAAGAUGAUAACCUGUCUCAUUGCAGCAUCUGGGUCAAAAGUGCUUCCGCUCCUGCUGGCUAGAAUGGGGACUAACUCUAACCGUACCCUAACCCUAACACUAAGACAUGAAGUCACAUCUCAGCUGGAGCCAUGGGACUCAAAAAGAAUUAUACUUUCCUGGCAGCAAAGGUGCCAGCCUCGCACACUGCAAAUUGGCCAUUGCAUUGUCAACUGGAGAGCCUCUGUGCCUGGUACAAAAUUGUUCUGUUUCUUUUUAUAGCCAAUGACUGCAACCUCCCCCCAGCACUCUGUCAUGACAACCACCCACCUCCCUAAUUGAAACCAAUAAAACUUGUGGCCUGUUGUUCCACAGAACACACUGGGUCAUUCUAGAGUUCCUCAACUGCAAAA
Messenger RNA from Cavia porcellus (domestic guinea pig), 3376 nucleotides. Its product is annotated as C-C chemokine receptor type 1-like. The transcript has a single exon. Gene Ontology annotation, cellular component: membrane; external side of plasma membrane. The coding region runs from base 1 to 1068 and encodes 355 amino acids. Gene Ontology annotation, molecular function: C-C chemokine receptor activity; chemokine (C-C motif) ligand 7 binding; chemokine (C-C motif) ligand 5 binding. The record is from RefSeq and is a predicted model, not a curated record. Gene Ontology annotation, biological process: cell chemotaxis; G protein-coupled receptor signaling pathway; immune response. Lineage: Eukaryota; Metazoa; Chordata; Mammalia; Rodentia; Caviidae.